GCAAAAGAUGAGACCUUGUGGUCCCUAUACUAAUUCUUCUAUGCACAACCCCAUAUGGAUGUGAUUCCCAUCACCCCAACCUUCCUUGGCUAUCCCCAGCCUUUCUGCAACCAUAAUUCAUUAGUUCAAAAAUUUUGGCAACUUCCAUGAGACCCUUCUGUAUCUUUCUCAUUACAAUACUUUUCUUUCUCUCAUUCAUUAAGAGCAUCAAACCUCUGCAGGAAGAAGUACACCAAAAUGACCAAGAGUCUGAUAGAGUUUUUAAUCUCCCUGGCCAGCCUAGGAGCCCAUCCCUCUCCCAUUUCUCAGGCUACAUCACAGUGAGCAGAGAGAAUGGGAGGGCCCUCUUCUAUUGGUUCUUUGAGGCCCAGACUGAGCCCUCCAAAAGACCUCUUCUUCUUUGGCUCAAUGGAGGCCCUGGUUGUUCAUCAAUAGGCUAUGGAGCAGCUGUGGAGAUGGGUCCUCUCAGGGUCAAGAGAUAUGGAAGAGGGCUUGAGUUCAAUAAAUAUGCUUGGAAUAAAGAAGCAAAUUUGCUUUUUUUGGAGUCCCCAGUUGGAGUUGGAUUCUCUUACACCAAUACUUCCUCUGAUCUGACAAAACUAGAUGAUGGUUUUGCAGCUGAGGAUGCUUAUAGUUUUUUGGUGAAUUGGUUAAGAAGGUUUCCACAGUACCAAGCUCAUGACUUCUAUAUAGCAGGAGAGAGCUAUGCAGGCCAUUAUGUGCCCCAGCUAGCUGAGCUUGUCUUUGAACGCAACAAGGACAGAAAAAACUACCCAUAUAUCAACUUCAAAGGUUUCAUUGUAGGUAACCCUGAAACAGAUGAUUACUAUGACUGGAAGGGAUUUGCGGAGUAUGCGUGGAGCCAUACAGUAGUAUCAGAUCAAGUAUACAGGCUCGUGAACAGGGUUUGUGACUUCAAGCUCUUGAACUGGACAAACAAGUGCAACAAUGCCAUGAACAUAGUCUUUAAUCAAUACAAUGACAUUGACAUCUACAAUAUUUAUGCACCUAAAUGCAGCCUUGCUCAAACAUCGUCAUUCACCUAUGAAACUCAUGCGAAGAUGAGUUUCUUAGGAAGACGCAGAAUGUAUUCAGGCUAUGAUCCAUGUUUCUCAACCUACGCUGAAGAAUACUUUAACAAGCCUGAUGUGCAAAAAUCACUUCAUGCACUUGUUGGUGGAAAGGUUAACGGAAAGUGGCAGGUUUGCAAUAAUUUUGUGUCGAACGCGUACAACGUCACUGUAUUCUCUGUUCUUCCAAUCUACUCCAAGCUCAUCAAAGCUGGCCUAAGGAUAUGGAUCUACAGUGCAGUGGGGACACAGAUGGCAGGGUUCCAGCAAUCGGGUCAAGAUACUGUGUGGAAGCCCUGGGCCUUCCCCUCAAGUCUCACUGGCAGCCUUGGUACCACAACAAGCAGGUUGGUGGGAGGUUUGUGGAGUACCAAGGACUGACCAUGGCGACAGUCAGGGGAGCAGGCCAUUUGGUCCCCCUCAACAAGCCUGCAGAAGCUCUUGUGCUCAUCAACACCUUUUUGAUGGGCCAACAGCUCCCAACACACAAGUAAUUAUCCAUGCUUCUAUUUGUUAUAUGGAGUGCCUAGCUCCCAAAACAAACAUUGGAACGCAUAAAAAACCAUGCUUGCAAUUGCAUGUAUUUUCCUUCUUUUUUGACAUUAUACAAUGUAUGAAUGCUGAAGAGCAUGAGCAAUUUGGAAUCUGUCUAUGGAAUAAGAACUAUAUUGUUGGUUAGAAAAGAUAGGAAAAAUGAAAUUGCUGGGAAAUUCAGUUU
Molecule: messenger RNA, 1788 nt
Organism: Phoenix dactylifera (date palm)
Lineage: Eukaryota; Viridiplantae; Streptophyta; Magnoliopsida; Arecales; Arecaceae
Product: serine carboxypeptidase-like 26
Biological process (GO): proteolysis
Cellular component (GO): vacuole
Molecular function (GO): serine-type carboxypeptidase activity
Source: RefSeq, a predicted model, not a curated record